Molecule: messenger RNA, 576 nt
Organism: Eimeria mitis
Lineage: Eukaryota; Apicomplexa; Conoidasida; Eucoccidiorida; Eimeriidae
Exons: 6
Coding region: 1-576 (191 amino acids)
Source: RefSeq, a predicted model, not a curated record
AUGCUGGUAGCAGCAGCAGCAAUGUUUUACGGGGGGUUCAACCCGCGUCUCCGUCGAGCCAAGAGAAGGGGUAGGAGGGGAGAAGCAGCAGCAGAAGUCAGCAACUGCGGCUCGGUUAUAGUGGAGAGAGAACCACCCCCAGAUGAAUUGCACUCGGACACAGAAAAUCAGGGGAAACCACAGAAUGAUGACGCAGCAGCAGACAGCGUGGCUAGGGAGCAGCAGCAGCAGCAGCAGCAGCAGCAACAGCAGCAGCAGCAGCAGCAGCAGAACGAGUCCAAAGAGGCAGAAGCUCAGCAGCAGCAGCAGCAGCAGCAACAGCAGCCGCAGCAGCAGCAGCACCUGCAGCAGCUGCAGCAGUUGCAGCAGCAGUUGCAGCAGCUGCACCUGCAGCAGCAGCAGCAGCAGCAGUUGCAGCAGCAGGAGCAGCAGCAGCAGCAGCAGCAGCAGUUGCAGCAGCAGGAGCAGCAGCAGCAGCAGCAGCAGCAGUUGCAGCAGCAGGAGCAGCAGCUGCAGCAGCAGCAGCAGCAGCAGCUGUUGCUGCUUUUGUAUGUUGUUAGCGGCAGAAGAAAAUAG